GUUUCCCCAGAGCAAAGCAGUCUCUCGCGCGAUCCAUCUGGGCCGAUCCCUUUGCUGAGUAACAGGGAGAUCAUGUCCCCUGGUCCAUUGUGCAUAAUGAGUUAAUCACAAGUUGAAAUGGACCAUCCUCCAGUUGCCGAUCCUGGACAAACCAAGGAUAAAGGUGUUGGAUCUAAGGGUGAAAUGGAUCUCCCAGUUGCCGAUCCUGGACCGGUGAAGGAUGAAGGUGAGCUUCUCCGGUGCCCGUUUUGCGAUUCUGAAGCAGUGUACAAACUAGCACAAUUCUUGCUCCCUGGUUUGGCUGCGGUCUGUGUCGACGGUACAACUGGUGAUCUCUUCAGGGGCCCAUCUGAUGUUGCUGUUGACCUCAGAAAAGAAAUGGUGGACAGCAUUACACAAAGAAGUGAAACGUUCAUAGCCGAUGCUGAGGCGGAACAAAACGCUAAGAAUGAAAUGUCGGAUGACCCUUAUGAGAUCGUGUCAAUAUUCAUGGAUGAUUUCAGUCGCACGAAAAGGAACAUCAUUGGCCAUGUCUCUGGGUGGUUGCUAAGUGACAGCCGUGAUGAUAAGAUCGAUGACUUUGUCCAAGAAAUGGAGAUGACCCGCUUCUGGCCAUUAGAGAGGAGAGAAGCGAUAGCCGAGGUCCUCCUCAGGAAUGUGGACAUUAAAACCAAGUUCCACUGCCCUGAGAAAUAUGAAAACGAGGAACGUCUUGCUGAUCACAAAGCACAGUGUAGCUUCAGGCCUGUCACUUGCCCAAACGAGGGAUGCCGAGCAAAAGUCUCUGUUCGUUGCAUGCAGGAUCAUGAUGCAACUUGCCUUUUCAAGAUCCUUCAGUGUGAGCAAAACUGUGAGAAACGGCUUCUGCGGCGUGAUAUGGAUAGACAUUGUGUCACUGUCUGCCCCAUGAGGCCCAUGAAGUGCCCUUUCGGGUGUGAUGAUUCGUUCAGUGAACACGACCUCGAGGAGCACUGUUCAGAGAGUCUCCAGCAACACUUGCUUAAGGUCCUUCAGGUGAUUCACAAGAAUAAUUUUACAGCUGAUGAGCUAAAGGAAACUGCUCUACGACUGGAGAAGUCUGAAGAUCGUGGUAAACUGGCUAAAGCUCGGGAUGCAAGAUCUCUUGCUACUAUUGUGAAGGAUCUUGAAGCAAAGCAAUUUCAAUGUUCUGGUGUAGUAUCUCAUAUAAACCUUGGUGGUUGACACGUGAGGUGUGGAGAUGGAGAUAACCACAGGAUAACACCGUACAUGGAGAUGGAGAUCACCAUGGGACCGCCGUGUACAUAGAGAUGAAGUUUAUCAUCGGUUGCCAAAAAGGGGCUAUACCGUAUCAUACUUGUAUAAACUGUUUGUGAAAGUUUAUCCCUUAUAUAUAUAUGCACCCUUCUUUUA
Triticum dicoccoides is the source of this 1392-nucleotide messenger RNA. RefSeq lists its product as uncharacterized. The record is from RefSeq and is a predicted model, not a curated record. The transcript is spliced from 4 exons. Gene Ontology annotation, molecular function: zinc ion binding. Bases 118 to 1203 code for a protein of 361 amino acids. NCBI's taxonomy places the organism in Eukaryota, Viridiplantae, Streptophyta, Magnoliopsida, Poales, Poaceae.